This is a messenger RNA of Oncorhynchus masou masou (cherry salmon), 7539 nucleotides long. It is a transcript of the gene rab22a, whose product is annotated as RAB22A, member RAS oncogene family. The transcript has 7 exons. The record is from RefSeq and is a predicted model, not a curated record. Gene Ontology annotation, molecular function: GTP binding; GTPase activity. The coding region runs from base 292 to 879 and encodes 195 amino acids. Gene Ontology annotation, biological process: vesicle-mediated transport. NCBI's taxonomy places the organism in Eukaryota, Metazoa, Chordata, Actinopteri, Salmoniformes, Salmonidae.
CACGUGACACGACAUUGGACCGUAGUUCAAGAUGGAGUCUGCGCCUUAUUUUGUAGCUUUCCACUUACAGUAAUCAUAAUAUGGCAAAUUAUAUCAGUGAUUUUUAAAGUUCUGAGUUUGAGAAGUUCAUUUUUUCUUUGUUUCUCGUCAACUGUUUGGGAUUUGAAUAUAGGUCUUUGAUGAAAAGAGAGGCUAUUUGCUAAAAAUCUUGUCAACUGAAACAUCUAGCUAGGUAGCGAUCGGUUAAGUGGUUGGAAUGUUCAUAAACGUUCUAUUAAUUCGGAGAUCGAUAUGACGUUGAGAGAGUUAAAGGUUUGCCUUCUUGGGGACACUGGGGUUGGAAAGUCAAGCAUUGUUUGGAGGUUUGUGGAGGACAACUUUGACCCUAACAUUAAUCCAACUAUUGGGGCAUCCUUCAUGACAAAGACGGUGCAGUAUCAAAAUGAGCUUCACAAAUUUCUCAUCUGGGACACUGCAGGGCAAGAGAGAUUCCGUGCGUUGGCGCCAAUGUACUACAGAGGCUCUGCGGCAGCCAUCAUUGUUUAUGACAUCACUAAAGAGGACUCGUUCCAGACGUUAAAGAACUGGGUGAAGGAGCUUCGCCAGCACGGCCCGCCCAACAUCGUGGUAGCCAUCGCUGGCAACAAGUGUGACCUAUCCGAUGCCAGGGAGGUCUCGGAGAAGGAUGCCAAGGACUACGCUGACUCCAUCCACGCCAUCUUUGUGGAGACCAGCGCCAAGAACGCCAUUAACAUCAAUGAGGUCUUUAUAGAGAUAAGUCAACGGAUCCCUGUCCUCGAUGCAGGGGGAGGGGCUGCAGGGAAUGGCUUCAAACUGCGCCGGCGGCCCUCAGAGACCCGGACCCGGACCUGCUGCUGAUGCCGCCAGUGAUUCCUGACCGUCGUCCCCACAUUGACCCUUGACCCCUGACCCUUCUCUGCUUGCAUCCUCCAUAAUCCCCCCCCCCUAACCACAGACCUGCGUCACAGAGACCUGGGAGCUGUAAAUUCCACUCCUCCAUCAGGAAACCCUGGUUACUACCGCCAUUGAAUCCUGCAUCAAAUGCUACACUGUAAAGAGAGAGCAGCCGAGCAAAUUACAGUUCACUUAGAUAUAUGACCAUAUCUCAUCGUUCUAUGCGGCUAACCUUGGCUUAGUUAUUGUGAAGCUGUAGUCUUGUGGUUUUUAAUGCCUAUCUGGAGCCCAAAAGGUUCAAAUGAAGUCCACAGCCUUUAAAGGCGCUGUAUUUGUCUUGCAGCAUUUACAGUGAUAUGACCUCUGCAGAAGUCAGGGCAUUUAUUAUUCUUGCUCUUAACCAAGCAGCACCGAGCUGUUGUCAAGGCAGUGAGUUUGUGUUUAUGCAGGACCUCCCGCCCACUCCUACCGUCAACCAAUCAUGUCACUGCGGAGUUAUACGGAGCACUCUAUUGUUACAAAAUUUGAGAUGCGCACAGUGAUGUGGUGAAUUGUGUCACACCAUCCAUACGGUGCAUCCAACUACAUUUUUGGAUUAAGCAUAAAUUGGAUCUCAGCAUUUAGCCUUUAGGUUCGUCAAGUAGGUCUAGGGUAACUAUCCUUUAGGAUCGCCAAGUAGGUCUAUGGCAGCUAUCCUUUAGGUUCGCCAAGUAGGUCUAUGGCAGCUAUCCUUUAGGUUCGCCAAGUAGGUCUAUGGCAGCUAUCCUUUAGGAUCGCCAAGUAGGUCUAUGGCAGCUAUCCUUUAGGAUCGCCAAGUAGGUCUAUGGCAGCUAUCCUUUAGGAUCGCCAAGUAGGUCUAUGGCAGCUAUCCUUUAGGAUCGCCAAGUAGGUCUAUGGCAGCUAUCCUUUAGGAUCGCCAAGUAGGUCUACGGCAGCCAUUUUCCCCUCAGCAGCCUCUACUGUGGCACACAGACAAUCCAUGUCUCAAGAUUUAAAAAUCCUUCUUUAACCUGUCUCCUUCCCUUCAUCUACACUGAUUGAAGUGGAUUUAACAGGUGACAUCAAUAAGGGAUCACCUGGUCAUUCUCUGUCAUGGAAAGAACAGGUAUUCCUAAUGAUUUGUCCACUCAGUUUAGAGAAAUGGGGUACCAUCUGAGAGGAAUCCUACAUCUGGCCUGUCCUUGAAGCUUUUCUGCGUGAAUUGUCCCCGAGUGGUCCAAAGCCAUAGCAUUUGCUAUGGUUUCCCCAAGUUGUAAGAGCUCCCCUCCCGGCUUUUUUUAUAUGUCUUGUAAUACUUCUGAAAAGUUUACACAGAUUUUAUUUCCGUUCUUAUCUUGUAAACCUCUACACGGGUCAUGGCAUCAUUGGCUCUGCAGCAUGCAGUGCUUCUUCUCUUUGAACAACCACAUGAUCUAUUUUCCAACAGGAGACUAAAUGAAUGUUCUAUACAAAUGUUCUAUUUGUUAAAUUGUGCUAAUGUAAAAGAAGUCAUUGUUCGAUUUUAUUUUUCUUCACAAAUUUAAGAAGAAACAUCUCCAACUCUAACUCUUGUGAACCAGGUAGAUGAGUCAGGUGCAUGAUGGGAAGUGUAGUUGUGUAGUCUGUUACAUUUUAAUGACCUUCACACAGUGCUUUGCAGCACAGGGCCAAGGCAGGUGUUUGCCAAACCGUUUUAGAAACAGUAAUGAAAAUCCCUAAUGGGGGUAAUGUGCUCUUUUUCUGUCAUAUUGUUUCUCCAUUACAAUUUCAGUGCUCAUCAAUAUCGUUAUGUCUAUCAGUGACUGCUUUAGCCUUGACACUUUGAAGGGAAAAUGGGUUUGAUAAAGGGGAUUUUAACUUGGCUGGUUGAUGUUUACCACCGAAAAGGAGUCAUUUUAUUGCUGUCUUUUACAUUGAGGCCUCGUCUCUUAGAGGGCCAGGCUGUUUGAGUGCUGACAAGACUGGCAGUCAGAAAGUGUGCGGUUAUAACUGCUAACGUUUUCCACUUUAAAAGUUGAUAGUUUGGGCGGCAGGGUAGCCUGGUGGUUAGAGCGCUGGACUAGUAACCGGAAGGUUGCAAGUUCAAACCCCCCGAGCUGACAAGGUACAAAUCUGUCGUUCUGCCCCUGAACAGGCAGUUAACCCACUGUUCCUAGGCCAUCAUUGAAAAUAAGAAUUUGUUCUUAACUGACUUGCCUAGUUAAAUAAAGGUAAAACAUUUUUUUAAAAUUUUUUAUUUAGCCAAUCGCUGAAAUUCUGUAAAUGAAUUUCCCCGGAGUGCUUGGACUAUACUGCCAGCCCUUUUACAGUGUUCACUGCGUUUCAAUGUUUUUUGAAAUGGCAUUUUAACUGUUUGUGUUAGUUGGCAACCCCGCCCGUCUGCGAUCUCUCACUGUUUUUUUGUUGUUAUGACCGUUUUACAGGAGAGUGAUUUUGUGAGGUCCUGCCAAUUCUUUAAUUGUCCCAUAAAAAUAAAAAAAAUCAUCGUUCUUUUACAGAAUAAGCACUGGCUCGCACAUCCAACAUAGUUUUACUACCUGGCCAGAGAUGAAAAAAAGGACUAUAUCUGGAAACUGGACUUGUUCUAAGAAGAACAAGUCGACAAUCUUUAGAUCUUUCUAAAGAAAAGGUUUCCCGCAGAGAACCAGGCACAGCUUUUCAUUGACAUGCUGACCCGCUGAUGAACCGUGCUCUCUUUUCAAUUCCAAAUGAUGUGCUCUACUCCGGGGACCUGUUUCAUUCGUUCCCCUUGCUCCUUCUCUCUGCUGCUGGCUGCCUUCACUACGCUGUGAAGCAAGCAAUUAAGGAAAGCUUGAAUAUGGUGUGCAUCUGGAACACCUUGUCCAAAAAUACAAAGAGAAGCGAUGAAGGAACACUGAGCAAUGUCCCUCUGUCUUAAAUUUCUCCUUUGUGUAGUACAGUGAUGUAAAGUCUCACAUUUUAGUUCCUGACCUAUUGCCAUUUGACAGGCAAUUUAGGGAUAAUGCCUAGCAUAGAGCGAUCCAUGUAGUUGUUCCCCUUUUGAUUUCCUCCUAGUGUCUUUCUCUCUUGCCGAAAACACGUGAAUGGGCCACAUUUAACACCAGCUGAGGACUGGCCAGCCUGCCUCGAGCUGUGGACUGGCCAGCCUGCCUCGAGCUGUGGACUGGCCAGCCUGCCUCGAGCUGUGGACUGGCCAGCCUGCCUCGAGCUGUGGACUGGCCAGCCUGCCUCGAGCUGUGGACUGGCCAGCCUGCCUCGAGCUGUGGACUGGCCAGCCUGCCUCGAGCUGAGGACUGGCCAGCCUGCCUCGAGCUGUGGACUGGCCAGCCUGCCUCGAGCUGAGGACUGGCCAGCCUGCCUCGAGCUGUGGACUGGCCAGCCUGCCGUCUGAAUUGUCGGUCCUUUAUCGUAACGUGUGCAUUUGUUCACUUCCUUUCAUUGAUUUAAAGGAAAUGACUGGUUUAAGAAAUAUGAUGGAAAAACUCUCUGUAUUCAGUGGACACCAAUCUAACCCAAUUCUUUUAAAUGAGCGGGGAGGAGUACACAAUUGCACACGGUUUAAGGGAUAGGAGGGAUAAUUGUGAUUCAGGGUGGGUCUCUUGAGGUGAAGUUGUCUUCAAUGGGCUUUUGUCCUUUCCAUUAUAAUCAGUGCUGAUGGGGAAGGUGUGUUAAUAGUUGACUGUAAUGUUCUUCAGGAUUUAUUUUGUUUGACAACCAUGUCAGUGCAAUAAUUGUCUUUAUGGCAAGGGUUACUAAAAUGUGACAAGAAUCUUUAGGUAUCGAGAAGAUCUAGUUUCAAGUUUUAUUGUCACAUGCACAAGUACAGUGAAAUGCUCGACUUGCACGCGCUACCCAAAAGUGCAGUAAUCAAUAUCAAAAUAGUAUAACAUUUUUUGUGUGUGUGUGUGUGUGUACUGAACAAAAAAUAUAAACGCAACGAUUUUACUGAGUUACAGUUCAUAAGGAAAUCAGUCAAUUGAAAUUAAUGUAUUAGGCCCUAAUCUAUGGAUUUCACAUAACUGCUUAGGGACACAGCCAUGGGUGAGCUUGGGAGGGCAUAGGCCCACCCACUUGGGAAUCAGGUCCAGCCAAUCGGAAUGAGUUUUUUUUUUUUUUUCACAAAAGUGCUUUUAUUGCAGACAGCAAUACUCCUCAGUCGAUCCCGCACGUGAAGAAGCCGGAUGUGGAGUACCUGGGCUGACGUGGUAACACGUGGUCUGUGGUUGUGAGGCCGGUUGGACGUGCUGCCAAAUUCUCUAAAAUGGAGCCGGCUUAUGGUAUUGAAAUGAACAUUAAAUUCUCUGGCAACAGCUCUGGUGUAUAUCCCCGCAGUCAGCAUGCCAAUUGCAAGCUCCCUCAAUUUGAGACAUCUGUGGCAUUGUGUAUUGACAAAACUGCACAUUUUAGUGGCCUUUUGUCCCCAGAACAAGUUGCACUUGUGUAAUGAUAAUGCUGUUUAAUCAGCUUCUUGAUAUGCACACCUGUCAGGUGGAUGGAUUAUUUUAGUAAAUGAGAAAUGCUCACGAACAGGAAUGUAGACAAAUUUCUGCACAAAAUUUGAGAAACUUUUAGUGUGUAUAUGGAAAAUCUGGGAUCUUUUAUUUCAGCCCAUGAAACAUGGGACCAACACUUUUACAUGUUACGUUUAUAUUUUUGUUCAGUGUAAUUAGGAAACCACAUGGCCAGGGGCUGAUGAGUCUGUUUGUCUGAGCCUUGAUACACCAGUAUCUUCUACUCAGUCACCGCCUGGCAUGUAUUUCAUGGAUGGCUGGGAGCUCACCCACAAUGAUGAGGUGGAACUGUCCGGUCCUCCCUCUGUAGGGCCUUCCGGUCGAGGGCGUUGUAGUUGCUAUAUCAGACAGUGAUACCACCAGUCAGGAUGUUCUCGGUGGUGUAGCUGUAAAAGUUCCUAAGGAUCUGAUGGGCCGUGCCAAAUCAUUUCAGCCUCCAGAGGGAGAAGAGGCACUGCCGUGCCUUCUUUACGACUAUGCUGUUGUAGGAGGACAAUGAUAAGUCCUCAGUGAUGUAGACACAGAGGAACUUGAAGCUCUUGACCCUCUUCACUGCAGCCCCGUUGGAGGGGCCCCUCUUUCCUCAAUUCCAAGAUCAGCUCAUUGGUCUUGCUGACAUUUAGGGAGAGGUUGUUGUGCUGACCUCUUCCCUGUAGGGUUUCCCAAAUGCGUUCCUCGGGACCCCAAGGGGUGCCUGUUUAUUUUUUUUGCCCCGCACUGCAUAGCUGAUUAGUUGAUUUAUUUUAAUAAUCAAGUUUUGAUCAUUUCAAUCAGCUGUGUAGUGUUAGGGGAAAAAACAGAAUGUACUCCCCUUGGUGUCUCGAGGACCGAGUUUGGGAAGCGCUGCUGUAGGCUGUCUCAUCGUCAUUGGUGAUCAGGCAGACCACCGUCGUGUCGUUAGCAAACUUGAUGAUGGAGUUGGAGGCGAACUAUGAGUACAGGAGGGAGCUAAGCACACACAGUUUGGGGGGGCCCUGUGUUGAGGGUCAGCUUGUUGACUGUGUUGUUGCCUACCCUCACCACCUGAUGUCGGUCUGUCAGGAAGUCCAGGAUCCAGUUGCAUAUGGAGGUGUUCAGUCCCAGGGUGACGAGCUAUAAUAUGCUUACAUGUUACUUUUAGUGAUUUAAGUUUUGAGCUUCUGAUCAUCAAUUAUUCAAAAGGCCUUUAAAAAUACAAUGUUUAUGGUUGUGGCGAUUUAAGUGUUCCUCAAUGAUUUCCACUUGAAAUGAUAUCGUAGUUAGCCAGGACAGUGCAUUUAUUAAAAAGGGAAAUGUAUUUCUGGUACUUUACAACUGCACUUUCAGAUGAAAUAUUUGUGAACCUUUUAGGUAUAUCAUUGCUGAUUUAUUUUGCCGCCAUUUUUCUGCAGCAAACUGAUCUGAAAAAAUAUUAACCAGACAAGUCCCAAUACGUCUUGUACUGUUUGUUUGAGUAAAUCAUUUUCUUUCAUAGCCUUUGUAAUGGCAUUGCAUCAUAUGCCUUUGUAUUCCAGCAAUCAUUAUUUUACAGUAUGACUUUUUAUUUUGCUCUCUUAACUUUGUAGAUGAGGCAGCUUCUUCUCUGACAUGUAAAAUGUAAUUUCAAUAACACACAUCACAAUUGCAUUGCUCACAUUUGUUCUAAUGCUUAACAGUUGGAAAUGUAGAUAUUUGUAACAUAAAUAACAGUGUAAUGUCUAGGUGUACUCAUGUCUGGUGUGUGACAAGAUAAAGUUACUGAAUUUGGCAUUGGAGUGCUAAGGGCCUAUCAUAGAAAGACAACCAGUUGCAUUAAUAAUUUUUGGGGGAAAAUACCAACAGUCUUAGGCUGGUCCUGAGAGAUUUUGCAGCAACACAUUAUGUGAAUUGUCUUAUUUGAUGUAGAUGCCACCAAACAUGCACACAAAUCAAUUACCAUUUUAAAAAUCAAUGACUAUUUAGCCUGUAAGAUUGAAUAUAAUGUAUGUUACAUUGUCGGAGAUGCUAGACCAGGCAUAGAUCUACACAUGCAUAGUAACUCCACCACUACUUUGUCAUAUUUAGCUUUCAUACUUGUCAUAAUGACUGUAAACAAUAACCAAAAAAAAAAAGUCUGAAACAUGUUAGCAUUGUUUUGUUGAAUGUCGAAAAGGGAAUUGUCAAGCAGUUUACUAAUAAAUAAAAACAUAUUGAA